UCUGUACACACACACACAGAGCCAGCACACAUACAGUACACCAGCCUCGUCCAAUCCCUUGCCCGUACAGGCGGGUCUCCGUUUUUUCCUCUUCUUCUGUUUCUCUCAUUAUCGCCGCCGCUGUUUAUUGUAGACUGUAAUGAAAUGUAAUGCAAUUUCUGACCUGUGUCCUAUCGCCCGUCUCAGGCAUGGCGACCUACCGCAGGAGCAGGAGAGUGAACACCUUUCUCUCAAAACAGUAGCACCGCCGCCCGUGUCUAAUCCGAGCAUGAUCAUUAUGAUACAAAAACGGCGCUAAGGAGCAUCACAGCCGCAUGUGAAUGUGAAUAUUUAAGUAAUAUCUGGAGAAGUACGGAACCGAGACGAGGGAAAUAGGUUGUGAAGGCGCAGGAACGAUGAAGGCGUGAGCUGGCCUGAGGAGGCUCCCGUCAGCAGCCGGAGAGAUGAUUAGGUUUCUGGGUGAGCGUCGGACGACGUGCUUAUAACGCAGGGAGUUUGAAACACGCCGGGAAGAAGAAAUAUAGAGGGACUGCAGUGGCCAAGGAGGAGAAGACAAACAGUACAAGGGGUGAGAGAGGUUCUGCAGUGGACUGGCGUCCCAUCCAGGGUGUAUCCUGCCUUGCACUCGUUGCCCGGCUCCCCCGCCACCCUGAGUUGGAUGAAUUGGUUAGAGGAUGGAUGGUGAGAGAGGUGGACAAGAAGAGAGAGGGACAGAGACAGGCACAGGCUGCAGCAGAAGGAGCCUGCUGACGAUGUCUAAGGCAGCGGUGAAGAAGCUGCACUGGCGCUCCAAGGUGCAGGAGAGCUUCGUUCCUCUGGGCGGGGCCUCGGGGGAGCUGGGCGUGUCCAUAGGAGGAGGGGCUGACUACGGAGAGUUCCCGUUCGUCACGUCCGUGCAGGGAGGCGGGACCAACGUGGGCGACGUAAUCCUAGAGAUUGGGGGGACGCCUGUGCUGGGGAUGACGUUGGGCGAUGUUCGAGGAGUGCUUAACAGCUGUCCGCACCCCAUCCGCAUCAAGACUGUCUCUCCAGGCUCCACUCUAUGCAAGGACCUGCGGCUGUACCUCAGUAAGUGCUUCACCCCUGGGUCCAUGGACAGCCAGCUCCAGCAAGUCAUCCGGGAGAACCUGUACCUGCGGGCCGUGCCAUGCACGACCCGGCUGCCGCGGGACGGGGAGAUCUCGGGCGUGGACUACAACUUCGUCUCCGUCGAGGAGUUCUUCUCCCUGGAGGAGUCCGGAGCCCUGCUGGAGAGCGGCAAGUUCAAAGGGAAUUAUUACGGGACCCCCCGCCCUGUGCACAUCGGCCCCGAGAGCCCCCCCAUCACCUACCAGGAGCACCGCAACCUGCUGAGGAACUUCCGCACCCGGAGCAAGUCACUGAGCAACCUGGAGAAGACCGGAGAGGAGGGGGAGAACAGCGAGGAGGACUCGGGACUGUCAGGAGGCUCUCUCGGGGUGAGCAGCGGGGCUCCUCCCGGCCUCUCGCCCAGCCAGUCGCGCGACUCCAGCGGGGGCGACGGCAGCACCAUGGAGAAUGGGGGGGCAGGUCUCCCCGAAAACUGGGAGAUGGCCUUCAGCGACAGUGGGGAACCCUAUUACAUUGAUCACACCUCCAAGACGACCAGCUGGCUGGAUCCGCGAACGCAGAACAGGGAGUCUGUGCCCAAGCCUGAGAGUAAGAGAGGCCGCUGCCGGCUGUGUGACUCGCUGACCUCUGACCCGCGCGCCUGCACCGCUCACUGCCUUCACAACCGCUGCAGAGCAAGAGCAAAACGCUUACCUGCAUUGCUCACAGACUCUUCCCCCUUACAUUCUGGGGUCCUGGUUUUGAAGAUGGCCGCCGACGUCAUGAAUGUCAGAAUCCUUUCCAGCGGGACGGCGCGUGUCCCCGCCUCCCCCACCGACAUCCUGGUGUUCAUCAACGACGCCUGCGUCCUGGGGCUGUCCCACAAGGAGGCGGUGGAGAUGCUGAAGUCGGUGCCGGUGGGCCAGAGCGUCGACGUGGUCCUGCGCAGGGGGUACCCCAUGCUGUACAACCCAGACGGCUGCCCCAAGCUGCGAGGAGGAGGUGGGGGGGAGCUGGUCCCGGUGGCCGUGGGGCGCAGCGAGCAGGGGAUGGGCUUCAGCGUGACCGCGGGGGGCCAGGGGGGCCGGCUGGCGGUGGUGAAGAGGGUCUGGGACCGGCGGCAGUGCCCCUCCCUGCAGCCGGGGGACGCCAUACUGAAGAUCAACGGGGCCGACGUGCAGAGCCUGAGCUUCGCCCAGGUGCAGAGGGUUCUGCAGGAGCACACGCAUCAGGGGGAGGUGGUCCUGCUGGUCUACAGGGGAGGGUCCCUGCGAUCCCCGCUGUCUCCCGGGAUACCUAAAAGGACCCCCCAUCUCUUACAGCCGCUCGCCCCCCAGAACGGUGCCCCCCCUGGUGGUGGGGCGGCGUUGCUGCCCUCCCCCGAGGGCUCUGCCCCCCAGCCGGGCACGACGGGUGGGGCCCCCGACCUCGCCCCCGCCGCGACCCCCGACCUCAUCCCCUCGCCGACCUCCCUGGUGCAGAGCACCAGCUUCCUGGACUCGGUGCCCGUCACCCUCACCCUGGAGCCCCGCGACUGGCUGAGCCCCGAGGAGGGGGGCCGGGGGGCGGCGGGCGGGCAGGGGGACUGGCACGGCGCCCUGGUGUCCCGCACCGUGGAGGUGGAGCUGCGCCGGAGGGCGGGCGAGGGCUUCGGCUUCGUCAUCGCCUCGCAGGACGCGGAGAGCGGCCGAGCCGCCUCCCUGCUGCCUCACAAGUUCAUCCAGAUCCGGCGAGGCAGCCCCGCGGACCGCAGCGAGCGGAUCCACCCUGGAGACCGGCUGGAGGGGAUCAACGGGCAGUCUGUGCUCUCCCUGCCGCACCGCGAGCUGGCCGAGAUCUUCCGCCGCGCCGGGAACACCAUCCGGCUGCGGAUCGUCCCGCGCAGCAGCACCAACUCCAACCUAUCAGAGCCUACAGAGGUGGACACUGAGUCCCGAGUAAGGAAGGGUCACAGGUCACGGCACAAGGACGCGCGGUACUACAGUGUGGAUCUGGAGAGGGGUCCCACCGGCUUCGGGUUCAGCCUGCGAGGGGGCAGCGAGUACAACAUGGGCCUGUACGUGCUGGGCCUGAUGGAAGGGGGCCCCGCCUCACGCAGCCACAAGAUACAGGCAAGGCACCCCACGAUUUCUCCGGCCCCCCUCCCUCCUGUCCCUUUCUCCCCUGUGGCUGGAUGCCAGGCCCUCAGUGUGCCUGAGUCCCCUGCCCUGUUAGGUCCUCGGGGGGUCUCUCACCCCUGUGCCCCUGCGGCCCGGCGGCAGACCCACCCUCAGGGCAGCUCUGAGCCCAGGCGCCCUGAGUUCAGAGGUCAGUCGCCCUCCCCCGCAGUGCUGCACAAGGAGCAGGGUCUGGCUGCAGUAAGGGACGCCGACCGCCCCCGGUCCAGCAGGAGGUCGAAGGUCAAGGAGGAGCAGGGGGAGCAGGAGGAGGACGGGGAGAAGACAUCGGGGGGCCACGGGCGGAGAGGGAACAGGGGAGGCGGGAGGCGGCGGGAAGAGGGGUCCCUGUGCCCCGAGACGGACUCCCUGGACGGCGCACUCCAAGGGAAGGGAGGGCGCAGGGGUCAGAGGUCACCAUCUAGGGACAGCGCUCGGAUCCCGGCCCGGGAUGAGGAGGGUGCAGAGCCAGAGAGGGGCAGGGCGAGAGAGAGCAGGGGGGAGAGGGCAGGGGGGCGCAGCUGGAGCGAGGGCAGGGAGGGCAGGAGGGGACAGAGGGGGGAAGAGGAGCAGGGGAGGAAGAGGGAGGGGGAGGAGAGGGGCAAGCGGAGAGGCCACAGCCUCCCCAUCCCCGCCGAGGGACUGCCCAGCGCGCAGGCCCCGCCGGAGCCCGAGCAGAGGGGCUCCCCCCCGUCUCCGGCCCCAGCGCAGACCGGCCCCCAGGCCCCGGAGAGAGAGCCUUUCUCCUUCCUCCUGCCCCGGGCCCCGGAGGCUCCAGAGCCGGACGGGGCGAGGGCGUGGGGGGAGGAGGGUGCCAGGCCGUCGGAGGGCGGGUUCAAGCCCAGGGGCACCCUGCUGCCAGGGCCCUGGCUCAGGCCCAGCAAGGAGAAGCUCCUGCUGGCCCUGGACUCCAGUCAGGGGCCUGGAGGGGGCGGCGUGGCGUGA
Molecule: messenger RNA, 4169 nt
Organism: Lepisosteus oculatus (spotted gar)
Lineage: Eukaryota; Metazoa; Chordata; Actinopteri; Semionotiformes; Lepisosteidae
Source: RefSeq, a predicted model, not a curated record